AUGGCCACACCGGGUACGGCGACGACAACAGUAACACCUCUCACCUGUCCUUUUCGUACAGCGAACUAUAUCACGCACAGCCUUCCCCAACAAUGCUUGACAUCCUCUCGCAAAACGAAUAUCACAUCAACUCCGACUGAAGUUAGUAUCGGUUUGAGCGUGGACCGUUCCUCGGACACUCUUUUUUCCAGCGAGAUCCCCAAAAAUGCUUCUGCGGGUUCAACCACACCCGCAGAAACUGCAUCCUUGGACUUGAGUUCAAAACCAGCAGAUACUACCCCCAUUACUUCUCAGCCAGAUCAAACGGUUUCGAGUCCUUCCACGUCCGACGCAACUAGUUCCGCAUCGGAGGCUGUUUCGGAUGAGCCCGAUGAAGACUCUCCUCUUGAGGAUGCGAAAUUUCUCUCAUUUGAGGAUUGGAAAAGGGAGAAUUUAAAAAAGGCAGGACAAUCCGAACAUGUGGGAAAAGGGCCUGGACUUGAACAACGAGAACCCCGGAAACGACCGACAUACGUUCAAGAUUCGCUCGACUCUCUUGGCGACGAUGCCGAAAUCGAUUUUGAUUUCUCAGGAUUCGUCUCGGAUGGCCUAGAGUCCUCUAAUCAUGGUCAGCCACGAAUUGGUCAGACCAUUCGCGACAGUUCUGCCUCCGUUGAAGCAGGACGUUCGCCCCGAGCUGGCGUCAGAAGCAAAGAUGCAGGUACGACCUGCAAAGAAAGAUUCAAUUAUGCAUCCUUUGAUUGUGCAGCCAAUGUCCUGAAAACAAACCCGGAGGCGAAGAGUGCCUCCGCCGUCUUGGGAAAUAACAAAGAUACUUAUAUGCUGAACGAAUGCUCUGCUCCGAACAAGUUCCUCAUUCUGGAACUAUGCGACGACAUUUCUAUCGAUACCAUUGUCGUGGCAAAUUUCGAAUUUUUCAGCUCGACCUUUCGAACCUUUCGAGUGAGCGUGUCGGACAAGUAUCCGGUUAAAAUCGACAAAUGGAAGACUUUGGGAACUUUUGAAGCUCGCAAUACGCGUGAAGUCCAGGCAUUCCUUGUCGAAAAUCCUGUCAUUUGGGCACGAUACUUGCGAAUUGAAUUUCUGACUCAUUACGGAAAUGAGUACUAUUGUCCAGUCAGUCUUGUUCGAGUGCAUGGGACAACCAUGUUGGAAGAGUACAAACAUGACCUUGAAUCGUUACAAAUGGAAGAUGAUGAAGAGAUUGAGAUGCAAGAAGGUGAUGAAUCUGCUGGCGUGGACGAACUUGUCCCUGAAGCAGUGGCAGAGCCCUUGUUGAGAAGCACUGGCACAGAUGAAGCUGAGACCUCGACCCCGACCGCCGAAACCGUCGCCGUGAUUUCCACCGGACAAUCGCAAAGUCCACUCGAAUGCACGAAUGCUACUCAAUCGACCUCCGUUGAAGCCGUCGCAAACCCGAUACCGACUUCUCCAACCAAUUUUUCAGUUAUGUUCAACAAUUCAAGCAUGCACUAUGAAAAUCUUCAGAUGUGUGAGAUUAUUGCAAAUUCUACAAAGGCGAAAUCCGAAGUGGCUGAGCAGUCAAUCAUUCAAAGCUCGACGACAGGAACAACAAUAGCCACAGGUAGCCUUGCUAAUACCAACAGCACAGAUUCUAUCAAACCCUCAACAUCCGGAUCUUCAACGGGCAAUGCAACUGCAACGAAUGCGGACUCGCAAAAGGCCACGUCGAGGUCUGAAGCGGCUGACAAUUCCACGAGUCGAAUCUCCACCUCUCCGACUAUUGGCAACAGCACAAAAGCGACGGCAUAUUCAACACAGGCACCCCCUGCGGCACCGACGAUGCAGGAAUCAUUCUUCAAAUCGGUUCAGAAACGGCUGCAAAUGCUCGAGGCAAAUUCCUCCCUUUCUCUUCAGUACAUUGAAGAACAAUCUCGAGCCCUUCGAGAUGCUUUUCAAAAGGUUGAGCAAAAACAGCUGGCCAAAACUACUGCCUUUCUCGAGUAUCUCAACACCACCGUCUUGAAUGAGUUGCGAGACUUCCGACAACAGUACGAUCAGCUUUGGCAAUCUACUGUUAUCGAACUUGAAUUGCAACGAGAGCGUUACCAACAAGAAAACCUUGCCAUCAAUGCCCGACUUGGUGUUCUUGCCGAUGAAGUGAUUUUUCAAAAGCGAAUGUCGAUUCUGCAGAUGAUUCUGAUACUCAUUUGCUUGGGAUUGGUUCUCUUCUCUAGAGGAUCCUUGAAUAGUUACUUGGAAAUGCCAUUGGUUCAGAGCGUGUUGGCCAGGUCUCCUAGCUCGAAAUGGCUUAACCUUUCCAGUCUUGAUACGCCUUCCCAAAGCCCUCCUGUGACGAGAUCGAAUUCGACGGGAGGUGUUCUCAAACGUCACGGAAUCUUCAAGGGACAUCGUUGUACGACUUCAGAAGAUUCGGCUGAGGAUGCCAUGAGUCCAACAGAUUUAUACACACCUCCAACACCAGUCAGCUUCGAUGAUCCUUCUGACGGGGGAUGA
Messenger RNA from Rhinocladiella mackenziei CBS 650.93, 2478 nucleotides. RefSeq lists its product as uncharacterized. Gene Ontology annotation, cellular component: cytoplasm; membrane. The transcript has a single exon. The record is from RefSeq and is a predicted model, not a curated record. NCBI's taxonomy places the organism in Eukaryota, Fungi, Ascomycota, Eurotiomycetes, Chaetothyriales, Herpotrichiellaceae. Gene Ontology annotation, biological process: protein folding in endoplasmic reticulum. Bases 1 to 2478 code for a protein of 825 amino acids.